This is a messenger RNA of Soboliphyme baturini, 438 nucleotides long. The record is from the annotation of a GenBank genome assembly. Lineage: Eukaryota; Metazoa; Nematoda; Enoplea; Dioctophymatida; Soboliphymatidae.
AUGCACCCCACCUGCGCCGCUGCUAGAACCAUGCUCCGUCUUACGGUAAGUUUUAAGUUCUUGCUGACCGCUCUGUCGAUGUUUUCGGCCGAGGUUGUUACUCAGUAUCAUACGGGGAGAGGGUGUCACCGAGCACCGUGCGGUUACUUCACCUUUCCUAUGUUCGUAUUUCAGGUUCUUUGUCUGCUGCUACCGUCGACCAUGGGCAUGAGCAUGAAUUACGUGAACGCGACCAGCACCCAGAGGCCGACAUUUGUCAUCAACUUUGACAUCGCGACCAUAACGUGUCAAAGGUCGAAAAAUCAAUCGGAUUUAAUCAUGCUGCCGAUCUCGGCGUUGUGCGACGGCAAGAGAGACUGCUGGGAAAACGAGGCCGUCGACGACGAAAAGUUCCCCUAUUGCAGUAAGAAUUAUUUGCGAGCAUUCGUCAUGGUUUAG